Messenger RNA from Portunus trituberculatus (swimming crab), 1870 nucleotides. RefSeq names its product protein FRG1-like (gene FRG1). Lineage: Eukaryota; Metazoa; Arthropoda; Malacostraca; Decapoda; Portunidae. The transcript has 6 exons. Gene Ontology annotation, cellular component: catalytic step 2 spliceosome; nucleolus; striated muscle dense body. The record is from RefSeq and is a predicted model, not a curated record. The coding region runs from base 82 to 873 and encodes 263 amino acids. Gene Ontology annotation, molecular function: actin filament binding.
GAAUUCUUUUAUAAAGACAAAACUCGCAGAGCAACUCGCUACUCAGACAGUACGUAACCUCACGUCAACAACAACAAUACGAUGUCCGAGUAUGGGAAAGUCAAAGUGGGCAAACUUAAACUAAAAGGAGAGAAAAAAUCCCACAAAAAGCAUAAGUCAAAAAAGAGGAAAGCAGAAGACGAGGAUGGGAGCAACAGCUGUAGCAAAGACACCGACACCGCUGACCACGGAGGCUGGUGGCACUGUCGGGCCCUGCACCAGAUGACUGGAUCCGUGGCGAUACAGCUCGGAGGAUUACCGGUGUAUGUGCGAGCCUUGGACAAUGGCUUGUUUACAGCUGGUGCUCCUCAUGACCAAGGUGAUGGGCCAUCCCCUGAAGAGGUGUUGACAGCAGUGCCAGCAGGAGAUGAACGCAUUGCCUUCAAGUCUGGCUACAACAAGUAUCUUGGAGUGGACGGGGCAGGACGAGUGGUGGGCCGAGCUGAUGCCAUUGGUCCACGGGAGAUGUGGCAACCUGUGUUUCAGGAUGAGCAGACAGCCCUGCUAGGUGCCAAUGACUGCUUCCUAGGCAGGGAUGAAGAGGACAAUGUUGUUGCCAUAACCCAGAGGGCCGGACCAGACCAUAUGGUGGUGGUGCGAUCUAACACAAUCAGGGAGUGUGACCGGCCUAAGGAGGUGCCAGAGGAGGAGCGUGGUAAACUGAAGGAUGUGGAGAAGAACUAUGUGAAGAAGUUCCAGAAGUUUCAGGACAAGCGACUCCGCAUCAAUGAGGAUGGAGUAGCAGAACUGAAGUCUGCACGCAAUGAAGGCAGCCUGCACGAGGCUCUACUGGACCGUCGCUCCAAGAUGAAAGCUGACAGAUACUGCAAGUGAUUGCUCUCCUUACCUCCCUUCUCAUGUUUUCUUCUGUCUCCUUCAUCUUCUGCCAUGAGUGUCAAUGGUUGAGAUGAAAAGUAGGACAGUAUAUGAGUUGUGUCCAAACAAAAGUCAGGCAAUGAGAAACUGAUGUAUUGCUCUACUGGCAAUUUAGUUACUCUUAUCUCCAUCAGAGAAUUUCCUUCCACUGCUGAAACACUGGUCUUAAUAUCAGCAUAGUGGUACAUCAACUGAAGAGGAGACUUCAAUAGUGAAAUCUUUGCAUUUGUGGAAGUUUAGUACAACAGCUGAAUACUUCCUACUUGUUCCACAUGUAUUUUUGUAAGUAAACGUUCCAGUACUUUGAAAAUGUAAUCCCCAACAUAGUAUGUCAGAGAUAUGUUUUUUUUUUCCAUGUUCAAGACAAUGGUAACAAUUUUAUAUUAAAUAAUAGUAAAGUUAUGAUGCAGUAAUUAAUGCUCAACCUUUUGAACAAAGACAAAGGUUAUAAGAAUCUAGUCAACAAUCUGAUUGAUAGAUAAACAGCCACCGUCUGCCUUUAGAAAGAACUUUUGUUGCAAAGAGAGAGAGAGGGGGGCUAGUGUCAGCACCACGUGUGCUCUAAAUUUGUCUCUGCUACCGGAUUCUGAAAGAGCCAGUGAUGCGUCCUGUAAGUGUGUACUCAUCAGAAAGAAAGAAAUGGAGUAGGACGAAAAGUCAUAAAUUGGUCGGUCACUUAUCAUAAUAACUUUUUUAAGUAACUUUUUUUUUUAUCAAAUUACGGUAUAGGCUCAUAGGAUUGCAGCUUGACAACAAAGACCAAAUUGCGGUAGCUACUAUGACACACACACACACACUCUCUCUCUCUCUCUCUCUCUCUCUCUCUCUCUCUCUCUCUCUCUCUCUCUCUCUUAAUUCUGAAAUAAUCGUAGUUAAACCUCAGAAAUGUUAAUUGCAAUAGGUAAUGUCUUCGUUGAGUUACAUUUACAUAAUAAUAAUAAAAAAAAGGUAAUGU